This is a messenger RNA of Toxoplasma gondii ME49, 2236 nucleotides long. RefSeq lists its product as hypothetical. The coding region runs from base 705 to 1571 and encodes 288 amino acids. NCBI's taxonomy places the organism in Eukaryota, Apicomplexa, Conoidasida, Eucoccidiorida, Sarcocystidae. The record is from RefSeq and is a predicted model, not a curated record. The transcript is spliced from 2 exons.
UUGUACUGGAGAUCCGAAACACAAUUUUUUUACACGUCGAUCCAAAGGUUGAUUGACUCGACUGGCGGUGGCGGCUAUUGUGACUACUGUCUCGCUGGGCUCUGGGGCAACUGCAUGCGAAAGAUUGCAAACGCAGAUGGAGCGAUGCGCUCAUCAUAGCGUAACUUAUUUUGCUUGGGACUUCCUCUUUGUCCAGCAGAGAAGUGUGCAUUUCCGCGGACAUCUUUGAAGCUGGGUCACGCAGGCAGAGGUCAUUCGGUGGCGUAGACACAUACGGGUGAAACAGCUGGGGAGCAGUUCGUUCACCUGAGGCCCUUUCCGGGCAUUAUUAAAGCUGUGCAGUGUGUUUGGCAUUCUGUGUGUUGGCAUGAUCAAUAAACGAGUUCGAAGUGUCGCAGGCGUCAGAGCGGACUGGCGAACUGGCAGUUCCUGCAGUUGAUCCGAUACGGAAUUUCUACGAGCUUGAAUGACGGAGUGUCAUCCUGAGUUGCGUUCCCCUCCACACAAGAAGACAGACAAAGUUGUGUCGAGUUUCGUGCAGCCUCUUUGGAUGGCGGAGGCCUCUUCGAGUCACCCAGCUUUUUCCCAUGCUGUGGCUUUUUGCGGGACACACUAGGCUCCCCAUUCCGCUGACUUCCUUCGUCCCACUAUGCGGACGCACUUUUUAAACUAGGUCUUCUAGUGAAUCCUGGAUCCAUUCGCCCAUGAGUUCGACCGUCCGUAAGGUCUUGUGCAUCAUCCCUGCCUUAUCUGCCUCUGGAAGCCGGGCAACCUUCCACACUGGGCAGCGCCAUGGCCCGUCGGUCAGCCUCCACGGGGUGGGGCGACUCUCCGAAACCCUGCCCCGUUUUGUGAUGGGAACUUGUCGGCAAAAAGGACCGUCGCAAACACCCACUGGACUUCAGACGUCGGGAUCUCACGCACAGUCGGCCGCAUGUUUUGUCCACAGUGGCGUGGCUGUGCCAAGGUCGUCGCCGUCGACCCGUGGCUCUGUUGACUCCUGCGCCUGGGCCUCCGCGUUGCUGGCUUCCCCUCCACUGUGGAGCGGUUCCUUUGUAUCCGGCCAGCUACCUCUUCUCGCUCUGCACUUCUGUCAAGGCCGGUCCAUGAAGACGGCUGCGGAAAAAGAUCCGCAGGCGAAGAGCAAUUCGCGGCGGCCGUACUCCCCAAAGGUCAGGUGGCUCGCUGAGCAACUAGUGAACCUGUCCCAGGAGGAGGCGGACUCAGUGUGUUCAUCGUUGAAGGAGCGGAUGACGGCAGUUUCUAACACGCAGUCUGGGGACCAGAAAGGAUGGACACCCCAAACCCCAGGGAACUUCACAUAUUUCCCUCACCCUCUUGGGAUCUUCGCGGCCACCACAGGGUCGCUCCGCGUCGUUGGCGUAGGAAUGCCACGCCUUCCAGCGGUGGCGAUGUCUAUCAUUCACGCUUCGAGACAAGAUGACUCAGAGAAGACCGGAGCAUCAGAGGCUACUUCGCCUCCGGUCAAAGCAGCAUCGGAGUCGGCUGCAGAUACCUCAGCACCUGACUUGGAGCGGACCAGCCAAGAAGCAGCCGGAACGUCACCAUAGAACAUAGAUGAGAAUUCUCAGAAGUAAUAGAAUGAAGGGCUGCUAGAUAACCGCGAAUGCACUCCAGAUAGCCCGAGGACAAACGGUGUUUUGUGGUGCGUCCAUUAACUGCAGGCCCCGUGGUGCUGCGCGUGGGGGUAAAGAACAAAAGAAUUUAGUGUGGAAGUCUAGCUCGAGGCGGACCGUGGACCGGCCGAUAUUUGUGUAUUAGAGAAGGAGCUGAGGUUUCCCUCGUAGAAGUAACCGGUUCUUAUCGCCGAGAUGGCAGAACCGUUAUCUGCCACCCCAUUACCGAGGGGGAGCCUUCAUACAAUGGGACGAGCAUUCGAGAGUGGCUCGUCUGAGAAUGGAUUGGUGUGGCGCACCAACAUUCGGCUCAAAAAGAAAACUCACCGGCAGAACAUUUCCCUUGAGAGAUCCACAGCCUCGUACUGCUGUUUACAAAAACGAGCACAGUUUCGACACAAGGCGCUGCAUUCUGUGCUGCACUGUGUCAGUUGCUGGAUAGUCGCAUGAAGUGGAUGUGAAGGGUAAAUGGAAGUUCCGUUGCUGAUAUUCGCAAUAUGAAGACUGCGUCUCUCGUCUUUCCUCUUUGCUCACUGAAGAUAUAUAGCGUUUGGGUACGAUGCGUGUGCGGAUGGUGGAUGUUUUCGUGGAAUCCUCGG